Dromiciops gliroides (monito del monte) is the source of this 15368-nucleotide messenger RNA. It is a transcript of the gene SMCHD1, whose product is annotated as structural maintenance of chromosomes flexible hinge domain containing 1. Bases 140 to 6148 code for a protein of 2002 amino acids. Gene Ontology annotation, cellular component: chromosome. Gene Ontology annotation, molecular function: ATP binding; protein binding. The record is from RefSeq and is a predicted model, not a curated record. The transcript has 48 exons. Gene Ontology annotation, biological process: double-strand break repair; chromosome organization. Lineage: Eukaryota; Metazoa; Chordata; Mammalia; Microbiotheria; Microbiotheriidae.
CGUCCCGGUCCCCGUCACCGCUGGGUAGCUGGAGCUGUAACAGGCGACGCCGCGAGGGGAGCCCGAGCUGCGGCGCCGCUGAGAGGGGCGGCCGCCGCCGCCGCCGCCAGCGCUCCCGUCUUGUCUCCUCCCCCCAAAUAUGGCAGCGGCAGGCGGCGGCGGCGGCGGCGGGCCGGCCGAAGGCGGCGGGAGCGCUCGCCGCACCGUGUUCCUGUUCGACCGGCGCAAGGAGCAGUCGGAGGUCGGGGAGCGCGCGCUGCACUUGGACGAGGGCACCGGCUUCUCGAGCUUCCGCGGCGCCGUCUGUCAGGCACUUGGAAUUUCAUCUGGAGAGAAGUUUGUAAUUACAACAACGAAUAGAAAAGAAAUUACUGAUGAUAACUUCAAUGAAAAUGUUCAAGAUGGGGUCACUCUGUAUUUACUUCAGUCAGUCAAUCAAUUACUGCUUUCUGCAACAAAGGAACGAAUUGACUUCCUACCGCACUAUGACACAUUGGUUAAAAGUGGCAUGUAUGAAUAUUAUGCUAGUGAAGGACAAAAUCCUUUACCAUUUGCCCUUGCAGAAUUGAUUGACAACUCACUCUCCGCUACUUCACGUAAUACUGGUAUUCGAAGUAUUCACAUCAAAUUGCUUUUCGAUGAAUCACAAGGAAAACCUGCAGUUGCAGUGAUUGAUAAUGGAAGAGGAAUGACCUCUAAGCAGCUUAACAACUGGGCUGUAUAUAGGUUGUCAAAGUUUACAAGAAAAGGUGACUUUGAAAGUGAUCACUCAGGAUAUGUCCGUCCGUUACCAGUGCCUCGUAGUUUAAACAGUGAUAUUUCAUAUUUUGGUGUUGGGGGCAAGCAAGCUGUUUUCUUUGUUGGACAAUCAGCCAGAAUGAUUAGCAAACCUUCAGAUUCUCAAGAUGUUCAUGAGCUUGUACUUUCUAAAGAGGAUUUUGAAAAGAAGGAGAAAAAUAAAGAAGCAAUAUAUAGUGGAUAUAUUAGAAACCGGAAGCCAUCAGACUCUGCUCACAUCACAAAUGAUGAUGAAAGGUUUCUACACAAUCUUAUUCUUGAGGAGAGAGAAAAAGAUAGCUUUACUGCAGUGGUUAUUACAGGAGUGCAAACAGAUCACGUACAGUACUUGAAAAAUUAUUUUCAUCUUUGGACAAGACAAUUAGCACACAUUUAUCAUUACUAUAUUCAUGGACCAAAAGGAAAUGAAACAAAUGCUGCAACAAAAGAAGUUGGACCAUUCAACAACAUUGAUAUGGAAAUUUCUAUGUUUGAAAAAGGGAAGGUACCUAAGAUUAUCAACCUUAGAGAGAUCAAAGAUGACAUGCAGACUUUAUAUAUAAAUACGGCAGCAGAUAGUUUUGAGUUCAAGUCCCACGUAGAAGGAGAAGGUGUGGUUGAAGGAAUCAUUCGCUAUCAUCCUUUCUUAUAUGAUAAAGAGACUUAUCCUGAUGAUCCAUGUUUUCCAUCAAAAUUGAAAGAUGAUGAUGACGACGACGACUGUUUUAUAGUAGAAAAAGGAGCAAGAGGGAAAAGACCCAUUUUUGAAUGUUUUUGGAAUGGAAGAUUAAUACCAUACACAACUGUAGAAGACUUUGACUGGUGUGCUCCUCCUAAGAAGCGAGGCCUUGCACCAAUUGAAUGCUACAAUAGAAUUUCUGGUGCAUUAUUCACUAAUGAUAAAUUUCAGGUCAGCACAAAUAAACUGACUUUUAUGGAUCUGGAACUAAAGCUGAAAGAUAAGAACACUCUUUUUACAAGGAUUUUUAAUGGACAGGAACAGAGAAUGAAAAUUGACAGAGAAUUUGCUUUGUGGUUGAAAGACUGUCAUGAGAAGUAUGACAAACAAAUAAAAUUUACACUGUUUAAAGGGUUAAUUACACGGACAGACCUUUCUUCUAAAAGAAUGCAAAGUCCAUGGGCUACAUACUCUGCGAUAGAAUGGGAUGGAAAGACAUACAAGGCGGGACAGUUGGUUAAGACAACCAAGACACUUCCACUCAUUUAUGGAAGCAUAGUAAAAUUUUUUCUUUAUGGUGAUCAUGAUGGAGAUGUAUAUGCUACAGGAGGGGAGGUUCAGAUUGCAAUGGAGCCUCAAGCAUUAUAUGAUGAAAUUAAAACUGUUCCAAUCACAAAGCUCGAUAGGACAGUAGCUGAGAAAACUAUAAAAAAAUAUGUAGAAGAUGAAAUGGCAAGACUUCCAGAUCGUUUAUCUGUAACUUGGCCUGAAGGAGAUGAAUUGUUGCCAAAUGAAGUCAGGCCUGCUGGGACCCCUAUUGGUGCUUUAAGAAUCGAAAUAUUGAAUAAGAAAGGAGAAGCCAUGCAAAAGCUUCCUGGCACAAGUCAUGGAGGGUCAAAGAAACUACUAGUUGAGCUCAAGGUUAUUUUACAUUCUUCAAGUGGGAAUAAAGAAAUAAUUUCACAUAUCAGUCAGCAUGGGGGUAAAUGGCCUUACUGGUUCAAGAAAAUGGAAAACAUUCAAAAACUGGGCAAUUACACAUUAAAACUGCAAGUUGUAUUGAAUGAAAGUAAUGCAGACACUUAUGCAGGCCGGCCAUUGCCAUCAAAAACAUUUAAAUUUUCUGUCAAAGAGGGUAAACCAGAGAAAUUUUCAGUCGGCCUUCUGGAUCCUCCAUUUCGUGUUGGAGUCCCAUUCAAUAUUCCCCUGGAGUUGCAGGAUGAAUUUGGUCAUACUACUCAACUGGUAACUGAUAUUAAGCCAGUUCUUGAAGCAAGUGGCUUGUCCUUACAAUAUGAAGACAUAAGCAAAGGACCAAAUUGUGUAAUUAGAGGCGUUACUGCUAGGGGCCAUGUAAACUCUUAUCAAGGCAAGAACUUUAGUCUGAAGGUCAUUCUGCCAGGUUUAAAAGAAGAAUCUCAGAUUUUGAAAAUUAGAUUACUUCCUGGGCCUCCUCAUCAGUUGAAAGUGAAACCAGAUUCUGAUUUUCUCGUCAUUGAAAAUGGAACAGCUUUCCCAUUUCAGGUAGAAGUUUUAGAUGAAUCAGGAAAUAUCACAGCACAACCCAAAUUGAUUGUUCAUUGUAAGUUUUUAGGUGCUCCAAACCUUCCUGUCUACAGUGUAGAUUGUAGUAAUGCUGGAACUAGUAUUUUAACUGGACCUCCAUUUCAUGUACAGAAUAUAAAGAAAGACCACAUUCUUAAAGCAAGGAUUGAAAUACCAAGUUGUAAAGAUGUGCCAGCAGUAGAGAAGACUAUUAGAUUGCUUCCCAGUAGCCAUGUUGCAAAACUGCAGAUAUUCAGUGUAGAAGGACAGAAGGCCAUUCAGAUCAAACACCAGGAUGAGAUUAACUGGAUAGCUGGAGAUGUCAUGCAUAACCUCAUCUUUCAAAUGUAUGAUGAAGGAGAAAGAGAAAUUAUUAUAACAUCUGCUUUAGCUGAGAAAAUUAAGGUUAAUUGGACACCUGAGAUUAAUAAGGAACACUUGCUGCAGGGUUUGCUACCUGAUGUACAAGUACCAGCAUCUGUGAAAGAUAUGAGAUAUUGCCAAGUUUCAUUCCAAGAUGAUCAUGUGUCAUUGGAGAGUGCAUUUACUGUAAGACCACUGCCUGAUGAACCAAAACAACUUAAAUGCAAGUUAAAAGGAGGAAAAACAAUACAAAUGGGUCAGGAGCUCCAAGGAGAAAUAGAGGUAAUAAUUACAGAUCAGUAUGGAAAUCAGAUACAAACAUUUACAUCAAGUUGUUUAACUUCUUUGGGAAUUUCUGGAAACGGACUUGAUAAAUCCAAUUUGAAAAUUACUUGGCAGGACAGCACACAGACUAUAAUUAUAAAAGGCAUAAAAUUUAGCCCAGGUCCUCCUGGAAACAAGGAGCUCUGCUUUGCAUGGCGUGAGUUUUCCGACUUUCUCCGGGUACAACUAAUUUCAGGGCCACCAGCUAAACUUCUCCUGCUAAACUGGCCAGAAUUAACAGAGCCUAUUCCAGUGAUAAAUGGAAAAGAAUUACCAAACCCCCUUACAGUUCAGCUUUGUGAUCAGUGGGAAAACCCUUCCCCUGUACCACUAGUUAAAAUAAGUCUUGUGAAAGCAGCCAUCUUAAAACUCAGCCCUUCAAAUCAACAGCAUAAAACUGAUGAAAAUGGCAGGGCUAAUUUGGGAGUUUUUAGUGUUUCUGCUCCUAGGGGAGAACAUACUAUACAAGUUAAAGCUACCUACAACAAGAAUUCCCUAGAAGGACCUAUAAUUAGGCUAAUGGUUCUUCCAGACCCUGAAAAACCAGUGCGUCUGAAUGUUAAAUAUGAUAAAGAUGUUUCUUUUUCAGCAGGGGAUAUUUUUACUGAUUUCAUUGUUAGUGUUAUUUCUGAAGAUGAGAGUAUCAUUAAGAAUAUUAAUCCCACGCGGAUUUCAAUGAAAAUGUGGAAACUCUCAGGAAGUGGAAACCGUCAACCAGCCAAUGUAGAAACAUUUAAUUGUAGUAAAAUAAAGGAUAAUGACAAGGAAGAGGGCUUCUUUUAUUUCAGGGAUAAAGUGAUUCCAAACAAAGUGGGCAGUUACUGCAUCCAGUUUGCCUUUAUGGUCGACAAAUCUACUGUUCUCAACAGUGACCAGAUUGUAGUUGAUGUCAUACCUAAUGAGCCAGUCAAGUUAGUUCCUGAAUGUCUACCAUCCACCCCAGCUGUUUCUAAUGUUCCACCUAUUGCCAAUAGGACCUUAGUCAAAGACCUGUGUCUCAACAUCGUGGAUGAACACAAUAAUCGCACUGGGAUUAAUUUGGUUGGCAAGAUAAUUGCUAAAAUUAAAAGUUCUAAUGAAGAAGAUACUGAGAUUCCACUUUUUAAUGGGAAAACUGGAAUGGUUGAAUUUCCAUUUAUCAACGGAUCAGCUGAAAUCAAGGACCUAGUGCUGGCAGAAAAUAGUCCUGGAAAGGACAGUACUGAGUAUUUUAUUGUAUUUGAACCCCAACUACCAUCUUUAUCAAGAACAUUGGAACCUUACAGUCUACCAUUUAUGUUUUACAAUGACUUUAGGAAGCAGCAGCAGAUGGCAGCACUUACCAAAGAGAGAGACCAGCUAUCUCAGUCUAUUGUUCUGUACCGAAAUUUAUUUGAUGCCAGCCAUCAGCUUGUUAAUGAAAUGAAAUGCCAAGCCCAAGAAGCAGGGUCAAAAGAAGUCCAUUUGAGGAAUGAGCUAAAAAAACAGCAUAUAAACAUUCCAACAACACAACAGGUGUCUCACAUUGAUAUGCUUCUGAAACAAAAGUUAUCAGAACAAGAGGGACUUAAGAAGCAACCCAGGAGAUCAUGUACUCUUCCAAACUACCCUAAAGGCAAUCCAGACAUUUUGGGAAAGAUUGCACACUUGGCACAGAUUGAAGAUGAUGAAGCUGCAAAGGUUAUUUCUUGGCACUUGGCAAGUGAUAUGGACUGUGUGGUCACUCUAACUACUGAUGCUGCUCGUAGAAUCUUUGAUGAAACUCAAGGUCGCCAACAGGUGUUGCCACUUGAUUCCAUUUAUAAGAAGACUCUUCCAGAUUGGAACAGGCCUCUUCCUCAUUUACGAAAUGGAAAAAAUUAUUUCAAACCUAUUGGUAAUCCAGUAUUUGCCAGAGAUUUGUUAACAUUUCCAGACAAUACAGAUCAUUGUCAAACAGUGUUUGGGAUGCUAUUAGGAGAUACCAUCAUUUUGGACAAUUUGGAUGCUGCCAACCAUUAUAGAAAAGAGGUUGUUAAAAUCACCCAUUGUCCUACUUUGCUAACGAGAGAAGGUGAUCGAAUUCGAAGUAAUGGAAAAUUUGGAGGCCUACAAAAUAAAGCUCCUCCAAUGGACAAACUUCGAGGAAUGGUAUUUGGCGCCCCACUGCCGAGACUAUAUCAGACCCUGGGUGGGCACAUAGAUCUUCUUCAGCAAUAUCGUUCAGCUGUGUGCAAGCUCAGUAGUGUGACUAAGGAACUUAAUGUUCAAAUAGACUAUCUUAACACUCCGGAUAUGCAGAAGAAAAAGCAAGAACUUAGUGAACAGGAGAAAAAUCUGGAACGAAUAGAACAAAAACUUGGUAUGACUCCAACAGGUAAAUGUGAAUUAGUCCGUCAAGCAGCUAAACUCAAUAUGUCAGAUAGCCCAAUUCCUCCUAAAAGAAUGAGACGGGAAACAACAAAAAAACUAAAUAGGCUCAUAACCAAAUCAGAUGUGUGAAAGUUGACAGAGGGGCUGUUGGUCUCACUAAGAAUGCACUCACUUCUGCAGCUCUGCUUCAGGAGACCAAGAGGGUGACUUACCAGACUGAAUAUUUCUGGGGACAAUACAAGUACCAAGGACAUGAAUUUCCAUGUCUGUCCAGAUGGGGCUGGAAGCAUCCAUUCAAAAGAGGGAAUCUCGUUGGACAAUAUGGUCUUACUGGAAGUAUCCCAGUCAUUUUAUUGCUCAUUUGUGAUAUAUUGCAAAUGUGUCAAAGGAGAAUGUUAGUUCUACACUUUGCAGUUGUGGCAGUGAUUAUAAACCUGACACAAGGCAAUUUUUCAUCCCGAAGAAAAUACAUGCUGAAUUCCAGUAUAAUUGGCAUGGAUGUGUGGAGAGAUGUUUCAUGAUGACAAACUUUUUUUAAAAACUGGACUAGUUUGAACUUAAUGAAAAUGUUUCAGCUAUUGUAAAAUAUAGAAAUUACUCCAGAGAUGAGGUGUUAUAAGCUAUGAGAGGAAACCAUUAAUGCAGAGUUCAGGGUAAGAAUGUAAAUCCGCAGGUGUUUGGGAAUUCAAAUGUUUUGAUGCUUCAAAAAACCACAAAAGUGACCCACAAUGCACAUCCAACAUGGUAGUAUUUUAGAAUCUAGCUGCUUAUCCUAAUGUACAGUUUAUGCAGUGUGCGCAAUUUUUUUUAUAAAGAAUCAUUUGACUUGAUGCUUGUUUUUAUAAACUCUCAGCCUUAAUGCUACAUUAAAAUUGUUUUUGUAAUUUUUUAUUACUCUUUUUAAAAAGGUCAGGGAAAGUAGAAUUCCACAUUCAUGCAAUAAGUUACUGUUAAAAAAAACCCAUUGCUGAAACAUUUGGAAUGUGUUGUCCAGCUAGUGUAUAACAAUAUAUGGAAUUUUUGUCCACAAAAGUAGUUUUCAAGUAAAAUCUCAACUGUUUUGGGUAUUUAUCAGGAGUUAUUUUUGACAUAUUUACACAUCCCAGCAAAUGUGUGGUUUUUGACCUCUCUGAACAUGGAGCAAAAUUAGAAAUAAUUAUGUUUCUUCCCUUUUGAACAGGUACUACUUGUUUUAAAAAGAACAAAAAUUUGAAAUCAUCAACUAAGUCAUUGUGGUUAGAACCAUUGCAACAUGACUUAAUCUAUUUUUGUUUAAGCUAGUAAUAUUAAACAACUUUUACUAUUUAAAGUUAUUUAACUGUUUAACUUAAACUUACACAUUAGUACAGCAAUAAUAGAAGCAUAUUCAGCCUUCGUUAUAGUUUUGUUCCAUCAGAAAAAUAUAAACACUGGAAAGAAAAAUCAAAUUAUUGUUUAUUACCAAGAUAAAUUUUAAAAGCCCUUUCUCUAAAAUCUGAAGGUGGUUGUGUUUCAUGAUUUACCUUGGCAUUAGGUUCUCCUACUCUCUCUCUAUAUAUAUUGCUAUGUACAGAAUCAUAGUACCUAAAACAAGAAAAGCUUUUAAAAUGUGUUUAGAAAUUACCCCAUGGUCAUCUAAAAUUUUGUUUGAUAAGCAUGAAAAGGUAUCUUGUAUCUUCAGUAUGGCGAGUUAAAUAUUGCUGAAAACGUCAGAUUUCAUUGAUAUUUUCAAUACCAAACAAAUCUAAAGCUUUAUUGCAUUUUUUAAAAAAUCAAUGAAAAAUAAUCUCAAUGGUCACCCAAGACUUGAUUGCUAAGAUUUGCCAUCAGGGCAAGAAAAAUCUCGUUCUUUUCCAGUGGUAUUUGCUGGGGGAGAGAGGGAAGAGCAAGAGUGUUUCUGGUUCCUUUUACAUUUAAAUGUAACUGAAAGUCAUAUUGUGUAUAAAUAUUAAAGUACUAUAUACUGUGUUCUCCAUUUGUUAAAAAAAAAAAAAAGAAAUGCUUUUAUUUAUGUUGUACCAGAACCAAUAAUAGAAGUUUGGCAUAAUUAUGGGAAAAUAAGCAGAAGCACCAAGAUUUUAUUUCUUUUAGUUAAAGUCUUAAGUUCUUAUUACAGAAGAAGAAAACUGGCAGAGGUGAAUGCCUAAAAAGACAACAUUCAUACUGCACUUUGAAUAUCCAUCCAGAUUGAUGAAUAUUUAUCAUGAUAUUUUCCCUCAUAAACCUGAUCAUCAGUACAAUAAGGAAAAAAUGGGCCAACAUUUCUUGAAUGUGAAAAUUCUUAGCAAAAUGUGUGGAUUUUGGCAACAAGAAGAAUUGGUGCAUAUUUGCUGCUACCAGCCUUCCAUCACUUCUUUUGCAUAUUAUUCAUGUCAUUUUAGGUAUAUAUUUUUGUGCAGCUUUGCAGUAAAUUUGUACUUGUAAAAUUGAAAUUAUAUUUAUUUAAUUUUCAUUAAAAGAAUUCAGUAUUCUAAAGAAUAUUACCAUCUGUUUAAAAAUUGCUGUACAGGUCGUUAGUAAGAGGGGAAUGUUCGGUUUUUUAAAUUAUGUGGGUUUAUGUUUAUUUACUAGUUAGAUAUUAAUACCCCAAAUAGUAAGAAAUUUCCAUUUUAUACUUUCAGCGCCUUCUUUGUGACCUGGUCAUGCAGUCACCAGGAAACAAAAAAAAGAAAAGAAAAGAAAAAGAAUUAUAUUUUUAGUACAUAAUUUUGAAAAGCUAAUGCUUUAAGUACAGUGUUUGAAAUCUGUGUAGUUUUAUAUCAUCCAAGUGUCAUUAAUGCUUACUUUGUGGAUGUGAUAGUUGUACUCCAAAUACAUCACUUGUUAAAUAUUUUCGUGUAAAAAAGAAAAAUCUUCAUUACAUAUAUAAAUGUUUAUAAAGAUUGCCUAUAGCUAUGAAGUACUUGUUUUUGUAAGUUUUUCUUGUGCUUUGUCCUUUUGACACCCCCCAAAAGUUGUUGAAACUUACAUAUACAUGGAUACAGUGAAAGGGAAACAGGUUGCCUAAGCUUAUUGAGAAAGCAACAAAUGAAAAAAAAUCAGGUUUUUAUCUUAACAAUUUUUUUAUGAUGGAUCAUUUUAUAGUUUCUUUUUAAACUGCAUUAAAAUUCAAAAGGAGUGUUAUUAAAAAUAACUAUAUAACUUUUGGAAACAAACCAAAUGUGCAUACUUUUGAAAGAAGAAAAGUUUUCAAGGUGGCAAGCUCAAGACACUAUUCCAAUGUUAGAAACAAUUGGUCCUUGGAAAUGCCAUCAAAAUUAAAGUCUUCAUCCUCCUAUCAGCAUCUUAACAAUUUUGGCUUUAGAUAAUAAAGGGUAAUAAUCAACCUAUAGUUAGCAAGACAUUCCAUACAGUUUUUGUCACAAUCUCAAAUUUUCAUAAAAUUAAUAAAUACCACAAUACUCCUGCCAACCUGAUUUUCUACAAGGAAAUUUUUAGUUAUAUAUUCCGGUCCUUACUAUCUGCCCUUCCUCUACAUCAGAGGUGUCAGAUUCAUGGCCCAUUGCAUGUAAAAACUUGUGAGGUGGGGAAGGGAGAAGACUAGUAUCAGAAUUUUGGGGAAAUAUUUAAUAAAUGAAAGAUACAGCACAACAUAAAUAAUAUGUGGUUUUCUAAGUCAAUAUGUUACCCAUGGGAUUCCUUCCUGUUUGAGAUUGUCACCACUGCUUUAUGCAUUAUAGACCUCUCAACACUGUUACCUUACCUGAUAACUUAAGAACGUCAGUGUUUUACCCUCUGCCCUGUAGUUGAACUCUUAUUUUAUGUGUUCUUACCCCCAGUUAGAGUGUGAGCCCUUUGAGAGCAGAGGCUGUCACCUUUUCUCUCUAUAUCCCCAAUACUUAGUACAGUGCAUGGCACAUAAUAUGGUAAGCGCUUAACACAUGCUUAUUCGUUCAUUUAAUAAACACAUUGCAUUAAUGUUAAAUGUAGUGGAAUAAGUUUGCCUCCAGAAGAUACAACUUUACAAUACUGUACUUGGAGGCAAACUUACUCCAUCUUCUAGCUCCUUAAACUGAAAUCCCUCCUGCUUGCCCUAGGGAGCUUUUCUGGUCUCUGACCAUUAGAAUGCAAAAGUAUUUAAUUUGAACCUUCUAUUAAUAGGAUUUACCACCAUCAUUGAUCUUUCUCCCCUGACAUUCCAGUCUUGCUAUCAGGCAAGCUUAAACAUUCAUUUGGGCUCUUGAAAAAGGUCAAAUUGAGUUUUACUUUGGAUAUUUGUAGAUACACCAGUAUAGAAAGUAGUGACCAGUGAACCUGUUUGACUUCAUACGGUGUUCAGUACAUGUAAAUGAAAAAUCAAAUUGUAACUGAAACAGUAAAACUGAUUAGAAUGUGUGCUUAGCAAGAACAGCAACUGAUGUAGAAUAUUCUGUUGUGUUGGUCUAGAGUCAAUUGUAAUAUUUUAGAACUGGAAGGGUUAUCUUAUUACCCUUCAUUUUUAAAAGAUAAAUUUCUGUGCUGGAAUUGCUAAAAUUAACAGAUUGCUCAGUGAUAAAUUUCUUUUUCCUGUUUUCAGAUGUAUUGUGGAAUUGUCUUUUAAUUUGUAAAAUGUAAGGUAUAUAUUUCCUCUUCUAGUAGUUCCAAAGAAUGGAUUGCAUCUCCCAAGAAAAAGCAGAAAAUUCAGAUACAAACCCUUUGACCAGAAUUUAUUGAAAACUCAUAGAAGAGAAAGCAUAAAGAUACCAAUUAAAUUGGUUUAAAAACAUCUUUGUAUUGACUUAUGUGAAUAUAUUAAAUAUUCAUGUUAUUAGUUGCCUAAAGAUUUUUGUACUGAGAAAUUUUUUGUUGUUGGUAAUAACUACUUUUGGGGAGAAGUUUUUAAGUAGGAUUGCCUAAGUUUGUAUAGUUUUCAUUUCUGAAAAGUUGAGACAUCUUGGGGGUUUGAAUGUGGAGUAAAGCUUCAAUCUACUCUUUAUUUAUGAAAUAUAAAAAACUUUUCAAUAAAUGACAGCGCAAACAUAGUUAUUUAAAUUUCUCAAUAUGAACUGAAUCUUUCUUUAAAAUGUCUUAAUCCCCCUCAUUUUACAAAUGAAGAAACUGAGAAUUAGUAAGGCUAGAUCAUUUGCUCAAGAUCACACAAACAGUGCAGUCACUAGUAUUCUGGAGCCAGAAUUCAAAUAUAGGGUGCCAAGUCACAGAACUUUAGAAUUGGAAAGGACUUCAGAGACCAAGUCCAACGUAUAGCUGUAAAGAAAGCCUCACUUCAAUGUGCCUGACAAAUGGUCGUCGAAUCCUUACUGGAAGAUCUUCAGUAUCUAACUCCUAAGACAAUCAGUUUCACGUGUGAUUGGUUAGAAGUUUUUUCCUGAAACGAAGUCUGAACUUGCCUCUUUUCAGGUUCAGCAUAUUGCUACUAGUUCUGCCUUCUGGGUCCAAACUGAAACAGUCUUAAAUCAUUUUCCACAUGAUAGUCCUUCAAAUGCUUGAAGACAACUAUUAUGUCUUAUCUUCUCUGGGCUAAACAUCCCUAAUUUCAGAAACUGAUUCUUAUAACAUGAGCUCAAGGCCUUUCUCCAUCCUUGUUUCUCUCUGGUUAUUGUCCAUUUUACUACCUGUGUCUCUCCAGAAUACAGAUGGUAAGUAGUAAAGUCAGAAUUUUAGGUUACAGAGUCACAAAAUUUUAAGUUCGAAGGGACCAUAAUGACCAUCUAAUCCAGCCUAUUCUAAAAGUCCUCACUGACAGCUACGCAGUAGCCAGACAGGAACCAGCUGCCUAUCACUUACAUACUGGUUACUGUUCUUAGUCCAAAGACUUCUUGGAGCCUCUCUACACAGGAGUACAUAAUGUACUCAACAUUAGAAGGAAUCUUUAAGGCAAACCUUAGCUGACUAAUGAGGUUGGAUAUUUCAACUACAGCUCAUUCCUCUAUAACCAGCAAGGCCCUAGGAUUUAGCUUUGAUUAUCAUGCAGGACCAGGGAAUCACCAUUUGCCCUGCAUAAAACCUUAUAUUCCACCUUGUUCAGUGAAUGAUGGUCAAAUCUGCAGCAUCAUUGCUACCAUGAAGUGUGGGACAGUCAUUUGCUCUAUGGUUCUAUUUGGAAUCUUAAUCUUUUCAAAGUUACAGACUGAAACUCCUCCCUGGUUUUCAUUGUUUCCUCAUCCCUGUCUACCUCAGACUGACUUCUCCCAAGCCCUCUGCUGUGCUUUCUAAUGUACCCUCUGGAACCAUUGUUUCAUUCUUUUUUUUUUUUUUUAGUGAGGCAAUUGGGGUUAAGUGACUUGCCCAAGGUCACACAGUUAGUAAGUGUUAAGUGUCUGAGGCCGGAUUUGAACUCAGGUACUCCUGACUCCAGGGCCAGUGCUCUAUCCACUGCGCCACCUAGCUGCCCCCAUUGUUUCAUUCUUAACAAGCUUCCGUUUAUCUUACACUUUUUCCUCUCUCAUUGCACCCUCAGAAACGUGACCUACUUUCUCUUUUUCUUCUCUCCAUCCCCCUUGAAACACUCUUCAGAAGAUGUCAUGUACCUAACCAUUUGUCUAGCGUGCAAUUUAACUUUCAUCUUCCCCAACACAGUGAUCCAGGAGGAGGAAUAUACAUUUUCUCUGCUCCUCACCACUUUCAAAUCUCACUAAGCAAUCCAUCAUCCUUUGAAGGCCCCUGUAUCCACAUAUUACCCUAUACAUGGAUAACUUAUACCCUAUUCCAUGGAUAACUAUGGAUCCACAAGGUCAUUCCUCUUCUCCCCUCCCCCCAUCUGUUUUUUUUUUUUUUUAAGGAAUUCAAUGUUUGGUUCAUAGUUUCACUUCCCAACCUCUUCCCCUAUCCUUUCAAAUACCCCUUCUUUCCAAUUCAUAGACCUCUUCAAAAUCCAUGAUCUGCAUCUUCAUAGCUGCUGGUAAAGAUAGUCACCUUUAAGUGUACUAAUUGUGUUAUCCAUAACUCUGGUAUUCUUCUGACUAUAACUUCCCUAUCCUUCCUUUUGUUUCUCCUUGUUCUUCAUUCCGUCUCUCCCUGCUUUGUGAUACCAUCCCUUCUACUGUUAUCUCACUUUUCUCCUUCAAAACUUUGAAUUUACAGUUAACUAGUUCAGCUUACAUUGCGUUCUACCCUUGAAUUCCUUGCCCCAUUUUCUAUCAUUGCUCAUCCUUAUCCAAACCCUUCUACUGUAUCUGCCUUCUUUAUUCCUACCCAUUUCAGCUGAAUUCUGGUGGAGAAAUUGGCCCUCACUGCUAAAUGCCCAUCUUUUUCUAAAUAGACUAAAAUUCUCUCUUCCCAAACCAAUUAUACUGCCCCAACCUCUACAUCUCAAUAAAGGGCCUCAACCAAAUAAUUCACCAAAAAAAUGAAGCCAUUCUUUUGAGCUCCCUGUCUUCCCUAUUCUACUCUCCAAAUAUCUCAACAUCACCCCCGACUCUUUUCCCCACUUUCACAGGAAGAGACAGCCUUUCUUUGCAAACACCAAUUUUUGUGCCCUUGAAUCCUAUCUUCCAUCUCCAUGAAUUCCUUUAAUCAUUCUCUCUCUUUACCCAAUUUUUAUUCUCUUUCCUACUGUUUUCUUCUUUCUUAUUGUUACUUUCGUACUACUUGAAAACAUGUCCAGAUCUCUUUCUUUCUUAAGGGGAGAAAAGCCCAAAACUUUCAUCUGAUCCUACUGUCCUUUCAAACUACUAUACUUUAUCCUCCUUUUCAAAGACAAAUUCCUACUAGGUUGUCUAUAGUUAUUACCUCCUUUCCUCUUUCUCAUCUCAUUUUUUAAACUCAUUGCAAUCUUGCUUCCAAUAUUGUCUCUUCUUUAAAUCUUUAUGAUCUUUUAUUGUAGGCUUCUUGGCCUCUACAGUAUUUGCCGUCUGCUUAUGGACAUUUUUUUUCUUUGCUGGGUUUUCAUGAUAUUCCAUUAUUCCUGGUUUUCCUACUUGUCUGCUUCUUAAUCUGCUUUGCUUUAUUAUUAUCUUUCACUCCCUGGACAUGGUUUAUGCCAGGGCUUCCUCAUGAUUCCUUUUAUCUUCACUCACCACAUUUUGCUCUUUGAGAUCUCACUAGCUCUGAUGGCUGAAACAAUCUAUGCAGACAACUUCCAAGUUAAUAAUACUCAAAUCUAGUAUCCCCUGAAUGCCAGUCCCACAUCACCAAUUGCCUAGUGGACAUUUUGAACUGGUUAUCUGAUUGGCACCUCAAACUUAACAUGCCUAGGUAGAACUCACUACCUGUCUGCUGUACAACACCCCUUUCCCACCAAACCUCUAUCUUCCAAACCCUCCAUGUUGUCCAGAGUACCAGUAUCCUUCCUGUCAUCCAGGUUUUCAACCUUAGAUUCACCCUUGAUUUUCCAUUCUUCCUCAUCCCCCAAUCCGAGUCAGUUGAGAAAUCUUGUUAUCUCUAUCACCAUAACAUCUCUUAUCUCACGUUUCCUUUCUCACUCACAUGGCUGCUAUCCUAGUUCAUAUCCUAACUACCUCUAGUCUAAACUAUUAGAAUAGCAUCCUAAUUGAUUUUCUAUCAUCUCCCAUCUACCCUAUAUCCAGCCACCAAAGGAACAUUCCUAAAGCACAGGUCUGACUGUGUUUCUUCAUGAAGCUCUAGCAGCAGCUUCUUGUGUCUAGGAUUAGGUAUAAGGUAUCUGCCUUUAAGGUCUUUCCCAGUCUGACUCCAUACCUGUUUUUCCAACUUUUCCUUCAGGUACUUUGCCAAACUGGACUACUUUCUUGUACGUUACAUACAUUAUUUUCAGGCUUUUGAACAGGCUGCCUCCCAUGCCCGGAAGCAAUACUCCAGAAGUGUUCAGACUGUGGCAGAGCACUAUAGGACUCAUCACCUUCUUACUCAUAGAAGCUGCCUCUUUUAACACAACACCAAACUGCAUUAGAGUCACACUGCCUCUGGCAAAGUUAGGCUUCAGCUAUGAUCUGGACAACAGCUAGAGUGUUUGCUUUCAGAGAACAGCCUAGCUAUUUGGUGAAGAAUUGUUUGGCUUUGCUAUUUAUGAAGCAAAAAUACAAAUGGCUCUCAUAUAUGUGUACCUCCUCCUGCUUUUGCAGUGUUAGGUGGCAACAUGUUUUUUUAACCAUCUACUAACAUUAACUUUGCUACUAUUGAUCUAAAGGUGAGGUCCUUUUCCAGUUAGAAAUAAGUGGACGUACCACAAAAGGAUGGUGACUCGUUAAUCUUGAUAUUCUUAAUGUAAAUGAAACCAACAAAGAAGUUGCAUCUAGAUGAAAGGAUGCCUCACAGGAACUUGAAGAAGAAGCAAGUAAAGAAGAUAGUGACUUGUUUCAUUCUGCAUGUUUGCAAGAAAAUUUCAUGGGAUGGAUGCUUGGUCAUUUUGUACAGCAUUGCUAAUAAUAAGCAUUCAAACAGAUUGUUAUAGAAGAAAAUCUCAGCUUGUGUGUUUAUAAAUUGCUGAGGAUGAGAAGACAUUUGAAUAAUUUAA